CCCCUUCGUUUCUCCACUCUCUCUGUUUCCGCCUCUGCCGUCUGAUCCUCUCUCUCUCUCUCUCUCUCUCUCUCUCUCAAUCAUGUUGGCCAAAGGGCAACGUCCGAUCAUCGGAAGGUUAUCGGAGCUUCUCGUCUCCCGUUGCCGGCCAGCCUUCCUCGACACCACCACCACCGCCUCCUCCGCCAGCCCCACUUCCCAUUUCGACCUCUCCCCUUCUCCCAGAGGCAAUCUAAAAAAUUACAACGCCGCCGUCGGACUUGGCAUCGUCGCCGCCCUCGAUACCUCCACCUCCGCCGUCCGUGGAUGUGAUAUUUUGGUUAAACACGCCGUCUUCAGCCCGAAAUUUAACUCCGCUCGCUGCCCUGCUCCGAUCCCGAUCGCGUUGGCUGGUGGGUCGUUUCAGCCGGAGGAAGACGACGAACUCGACGGCGUGGAAGAGAAUUACACUUAUGUUACCACGCGUGGACCUCACGAAUCUUCCACACGUGUCUAUUACGACGGUGGUCUGGUCGCUAGUAGGUGUUGUGAGAAAUCGCCUCCGAUUAUGGCUCCCGCCGAUGAAACUCCGCCGCGCCGGACGGCGGAUUUCCUCCGAUCGUGUCAUUUGUGUGGGAAAAAUUUAGAGGGGAAAGAUAUUUACAUAUACAAAGGGGAAUUGGCGUUUUGUAGCCCGGAGUGCCGGUCGAGCCAAAUAACGAAGGAGGAGACGAAGGAGCGGUGUCGGUCGGAGACGAGAACGGCUGUGGAGAUGGCGUCGAACUCGCCGUAUAACAGAGGGAUUUUCUCGACUGGGAUUCUUGCAAUUUAGGUGAAGAAUUAGAAGAAGAGGAAGAAAGUAUAUACAAAAUUUAGAUACGGCUAAUAGUUUGGUUUUUGAGUAUUGUAUACAUGAAGAACAAGUGGAGUGACAAUUAUUUACCCACUUCUUGUUUUAUGAGCAAUAAAAUAGAGAAAGGCAAUUUUUUUAU
This is a messenger RNA of Cucurbita moschata (crookneck pumpkin), 971 nucleotides long. RefSeq lists its product as uncharacterized. The record is from RefSeq and is a predicted model, not a curated record. The transcript is spliced from 2 exons. The coding region runs from base 83 to 811 and encodes 242 amino acids. NCBI's taxonomy places the organism in Eukaryota, Viridiplantae, Streptophyta, Magnoliopsida, Cucurbitales, Cucurbitaceae.